Trichoplusia ni (cabbage looper) is the source of this 9523-nucleotide messenger RNA. RefSeq lists its product as uncharacterized. Lineage: Eukaryota; Metazoa; Arthropoda; Insecta; Lepidoptera; Noctuidae. The transcript is spliced from 10 exons. The record is from RefSeq and is a predicted model, not a curated record. Gene Ontology annotation, molecular function: RNA binding. The coding region runs from base 102 to 4364 and encodes 1420 amino acids.
GAACUCGUGUAGUUAUAUUUUUAUCUGUCAGUAUAUUUCAGUUCUUUGUUUUUUAGCCGGCGUUGAAUUGUUUUUUCAACUUUACAAAAAAUAAAUGCAAAAUGACGGGUAGGGGUCGCAACUACAGCCAGAGCAACGAGUGGGAUUCAACGAGGGAUGAUUACAACAGUUCAGUUUAUGAUGCACAGUAUCCGGACGAGGAUGCCAGUGGAGGAGUAGAAUUGGACCAUUGCCGCUUAUACAUCAAGAAUAUACCUAAGGGUCUGAACGAGGAGGGCCUGAGGGCCGCCUUCGCCAAGUUCGGGGCCCUGCAAGAGACCUUCCUUAGCAAGGACCCGCAGAAGAACUAUGGCUUUGUCAAGUUUGAGACCCCAGGCGAAGCCAAGCUGGCAAUGAUGAAGAUGAACCGUACGGAACCUCUACGACUGCUGAUUAACAUAGCCCAUAAAAGCAAGAGGGGAUCGGACAACAGACAGCGGGACAACAGGGAUUGGCAAGACAGGAGCAACGAUAAGCGGGAAAGGGACAGAAUGAGCGUGAGCAACAGGGACAGAGACGACAGCGGCAGUGUCAUCAGUAGGGGGAGGAAUUCGAGAGUACAAGACGAGAUACCUAACGGAGAGAAUAACAUGGACGAACUAUUGAUGGAAGAUGAUUAUGGAUUCUCGGACAUCCUGGAUCCAAACCUACACCUGGAGCUGGAGAGCCUGAAGCUAGAGCAGCUGAAGGUUAGGGAGGAACAGCUUCAGUGCAAGCAGCGCGUUAUACUGCUCAAACAGGCUGAGAGGAGACCGAUGUCACAAAUGGGCAGCAAUCGGUGUAUCCUACCAGAUGGCAAGAUUGUUGUACGCAGUGUCAAUGACAGGGACUCGCGUGACGCCGACGUUAGCUUCAGCGCUGGAGCCGGAGAUUCGAACGAAACGACCAUCUGUUCGUGUAAGGUCAAGACCAAGCGUUCGUGGGAGCACGCGCGCACCGACGACGGGUCCUCGACCCCGUCCACCUGCGUCCUAUGCUCCGAGGACCGCAGCGAGAACAAACACUACCGCGACAAAUCCGUAACCAGCAAAGUGACAGACAAAAAGUCGGAAUACUCCAGCAAAAUCGUCGACAGCAAAACCACUGACGUCACAACCCCAAGCAAAGCCACCAAGAAGUCCGACUGCAGUAAAGUGACUGAUACUUACAGCAAGAGAUCGGACGCGACCAGUAAAAAGGAGAUUAAACGAUGCGGAAAAUGCAGGAGCGAAGUCACUUGCGAUCUUAAAUACAGUGACUUUUACACCGAUAGCGAUGAUGAAGACGAAACUAACAGGCUGAUACAACUCAGGAACGCCGAUUACAUGGAUAUAGUUGAUGAGGAUUUUAAACUAGUCAUUGCCUUAGCUGGGUACCCGAAAUCCAAGAUGCGAUUAAGACAAAUGGAACAAUUCCAGCGUAGUUUAACAGACGUUAUCGAUAUGCAACUUAAAGCUGGACUCCUAAAACGUGUACCCUCAUUCUUAGAUUACUAUUUGAAUCGAGGUGCCUUAGUCUGUAUUUGUAAAGAUGUUGAUACACGCGAUUGGAUGGUGCGCGUUUCCCCAGGAUUACAAGAACGUAUGUGUACUAAUUUGGUGCUUUUAAAGGCCAAAGUUAAGCGGUUGUGCUUGGCUGUGCUCAAGAUUCCAAGGUCUUGCUGGCCGGCGACCGCUCAAGAUGCUUUCAAACUCCUACAGUAUUUCAAUCCAAUGUUGAAGACGAAUUUGUGGAAGAUUUACGCUCAGAAGUCCGUUGAAGACGUUGAAUACACUUCAUUCUUAAUUGAUCGAGUGUCUGGUGAAAUUAUUCGUGGACCAUCGUUCAAAAAUGUCAUAGACUACGGACAAAUGGAAUUCGAAUUGACCGGUUACACUGAAAUCUAUUACGAAUGCCUCCUAUCCGGUAUGGAGGAAGAUCUGAGGUCUGUAGCAUCGAGAGUCAAGCUACUUGAUGACUUACGAUCCGCUGAAGCAACACCAAGGAACCCCUCUGACGUCAGCGUCAAAGAAAUCGAAGCUGUUAUCCCAGAAGAGAAUAUCAUAGAAGAAGAAGAAGAGGACUGUGGUCCUCCAGAGAUUGUAGAAAUAGAAGAACCGGCAGACGUCAAGAAGGAACUUGAAAGCAGUCUUCAAAAAGACAUACUAAAGAAACUCAAAGAUGUAAAGUACAUAAGUGAUAAAGACGAAGUUCUAGUUUGGUCUGAUGAGACGAAUAACUACAGUAACGAAGUUGAUACUGAAAAAACUGAAUUGAAGGACCAAGAGCAGUUUGAAAGCAACAUAGCGUCUACGUCAGGCGUCGCUGUGUCUGAUAAGACCGAGUCUUUUAUCGAAAGCAACGAUAACUUGAUUGCGAGAAGCAGUAAUUUAAAUAUUGACAGUAAUAGGGGCAUUGCUUACCAUCGUCGCACGAACUAUCUCCAUGUUGAGCAUGAGUUGAAAGUUGCUAUAACACUUGAAGGCUAUCCACAGAAUAAGCUGGAAGGAACACAUAUCAGAAGGUUGAAACACCUAUUUAAAGAGUACCUGCAUAAGGAUAUGAAGUUGCAACGGUUUGCUAACCUCAUUAUACCGAAGUUUCAAGAUAUUUAUCUGUCUAAUGGCGCUGUGAUCUAUAUCUGUGAUAGUCUGGAGACCAAGGAUUAUCUGACUGAGGUCUUACCCAAGUUUAUUAAUUCAACUGGACUGAAACUUACAUUUAGAGAUAUUAAAAGCCUUGUGAGGUACACUAGAAUAGUUAUGAGACUACCCAAAGAACAUGCUCAUGUUGAGUCAGUAGAGAUUCUGCUGAAAUUGCAAUCAAAGUACCCAGGUUUGAAGCCAGACUGUUGGAAAUAUUACUCGGAUGUCGCUGGGAAACAGAAAAGACAGUUUGGUGUUGACCCUGAGUCUCUAGAGGUCAUCAAAAGUCCCGAUUUUGACCCGACCUACGAAGGCGAUAAGUUGACCUUCAGAAUUAUUGAUAGACAGAAGCGAGAUGUCAGUUUUGAUGAAACUAGUAAGGAAAUUGAUGAUGUGGACACCAAGAAACAGAGAGAUGUUGUCUUAAAGAAUAUGUAUGUACCGAUAGAUCCAGAAAUAAUGGCCGCCCCAUUGACCAGGAUUCGUACUAAUCAUUAUUCUGAUCUGAUCGCUGAUGACUUGAAACUUUACGUCGGACCAUCGAAUUAUCCAGAAUCGAGGAUAGAUGAGACUCUAUUCCAUUCUAUUAAGCGAACAUUCGAGAAUAUAGUCCUAGAAUCUUUGGAAAAAGGAGAAUCUACCGAAGAAACAAUGCCUAAAUUCCACGAUAUGUACCUAUUUGAUGGCGUUAUAUUCAUAAUAUGCCAAGCUAUGGCGUCCAGGACUUGGAUUGACCAAGCUAUCCCACUCGUAAACUCUAAACUACAUAUACACCUCAAACCAACUGAAUUCAGAGGUGCUGUUGGCAUUAUAAGUAUGGUAGUCAAAACAGAUAAAGAUACGGACGAAGUUAUCGCUAUAUUGCAGGAGAAAAAUCCUCGUUUAAGAACUAAAUAUUGGAGGAAGAUCAGCACCGUUAGAACUAAGACGAAACUGGACGUUGUAUUGCAGAUUGAUAAACUAUCAGCUCAAGUGAUAACUGGGCAGAACUUUAACAAGUUCAUCGGGUCAAGUACGGUCCAAUUUAAAUUAGGUCACUUACAAUCUCUGCUGAAACCUAAAGCAAGUCUUGAAGAGCUUAGCAAGUUGCACGCCAAACGACUAGAACGGAAGCUGAGUGAUAUAGACAAUCUGGAAAAGUCUAAAAGCAAAGUUUCAAUGCAAGGUCCAAAAGAGAAAUCUUUUGAUGAUCUCAAAAAUGAACUGAAAAAAGAAUAUCCCGGUCUUAAGUUAGAGCAAUGGAGUGUCAUAGCUCAGCAUGAGAAAACAACACACAAUCUCUGCGAUUUAGAGAUUGACGCGGAUUCAGCAAGCAUUAUCAAGAAGGAAGACUUUGAACUAUGCAUGGGAGAUCAAAAGAUAUUCUUCUACACAGCGAAUAAUGUAGAUUCAGAUCUAGACCCGGUUAUAAUAGAACCAGACUCACCAAGGAGCGUCGAAACUGAAUUAGUACUACCUGAACAGCAAGGCUAUCACAAGAUCAUCAUGAAGAUCCCUUUAAGCAUCCUCCCGGAGAACAAGGAUGACCUAAAUAUCAUCUUUGAUCUUCUAGAAGAUAAAAACCCAGGCUUGAAUACAGAAUUAUGGCAGAUAUUCACCGAUACUGUCUACCCGAGCAAUGGUAAAUUCACUGUUUAUAUUGAUAAGCAGUCUGUAUCUGUAUUACAAGGAAAGAAUUUUGAUCCUUCUAUCGGUGGCGAGAAAUUGAAGUUCUACUUCUAGAAUGUUCUGGAACUUUAAUGUUUGUGAAGUGGGUUUAGAUUGAUUUAGAUUUGUUCUUAUACAUUUUACUGUCUACAUAACUAUAGUACGCGAUCCCUAUAAUUAGUUUAAUUGUAUAUGAGGCUACGUAAAUCUUUGAUAUCGUCGGACCAGAGAUGUUAUGUAUUCGGAUAAUUCGGAAUUCUUUUUUCAGAUAGUUUCGGAACCGAAUCGACUGACACUGUCGUAACGUUUUCUAUUUUAAUCUCAACCUAAAUCCGAAAUGAUUUAAACUUUUAUAUUGAUUCCGAAUUCGGAAACGGAUAGUUUAUUAUUUCAGAUAUCCGAUAACAUCCCUGCCUCUUCAGGACAGUCUCAUCCGCGUGUGAUUAUAAAGACUUAUUCUAUGUUGCCUUAUAUAUGAGACCCAGAUACAAAAUAAUAUUCUUCUAGAGACCUCUUAUGCGUAUAAACCAAAUCGUUCAGUAGAUACUUUAUUUGUUAUUUAAAUUAUCAUGAUACAACAGACAGAAUGACUAAACGACUACAUUCCAUUGUAAUAUCCUUUUGUUUACUACCUAGUAUAAAUUUAGAUAGUUUUCUUCAAAUGCAAAAUUCCUUUAGUAUUUAAGACUUUUUUCGAUGUUAAAAUUGUAUACAAGUGUUGUAUUUUAUAUACUAAAGUUAUUGUUACCUCAACCCACCGAUAUUGAAAUUAAUUCAUAUACAAAAUCACGACCAAAGUAAUAUAUUUUUACACAAAUUUGCUAAGAAAAGUUUAAAAAUUACACAAGCACAUAGCAUAUUAUAUCGAAACUUAGAAAAUGAGUUAUAUUACACACAUUCCCGACACGUUAAUAGAAACAACAAGUUAGAAAUAAUUUCAUUUAUCAUACAUAUCAUUUGUAUUAUACAGAUAGGCAGUCACUCCUUGUAAAAUACUGGUACUUAGCUGAAUCCGGUUCGAAUGGAAGCCGACCACAACACAGUUGGGAAUAGGCUUGGCCGGUGAUGAUACAGAUAAUUUGUAGUUUGAGUUAGACAUGCUCGCUUAAAUGUCCAUCUGACGGUAGCGUUGUGCAUUGGGCCGUUCUAUUCCCUACAAAAUGGUUGAGUUGAACGACGCUGAUGCAUGCGUUAUACUCGUGAACGGGUGCCGUUAGGGGGACUGGUCUGCUCAUUCUACCUUAUUUAAUAAUAUCCAAUAGGCUCUGAUAAAGCGAGGGAGAACGAGCCCUGGUAUUACAUACAACCUUAUUUUAACUCCUUGUGGAAGUUUAUUAUUGGCUUUACUAAUCUAAUGGUCAAUAUUUCAAUCGCCAGGUAACUUAUCUGACGAAUAUGUUUGAUGCUUUGACAGCUCUUGUAUGGAAAAUAUGUCAAACGGCCAUAUUUAUUCCUCGAAUAGAACUGAUGAUUGAAAAAUCGGCCCUAAGUUGUGUAACUAUUUGUUUGUAAGCUCCCAUAAUAAAAUAAAAUUAGUAAAAUUAAUACCAACCUACAGAUGCUCGAAUACUAUGCAAAGCCCCAUAUAGAGUCAAAUGCCACACACCUUUAAUACCAUAGGAAAAUUGUACUGUGUUUCAAAUUUCUUGUUAGAGCUUAUGAUAAUGUUUAAAUAAAUCAAUCAGUUUAGUCUAUCGACAUUCAAUGCUAGAUAAAGUCGCAAAACAACGCCCAAUAACAAGAAAUAAAGCAUUUUUCUAAAUUCCUGUAAUCAUAAAAAUUAUGUUAAAAUUGAAACUAUUUUAAUAUUAAUUUUGGUUGUGAUUUUCUAUGUCGAUUACUUAUAGACCCAUGCAUAAUUAAAUUUUAGCAUGAAAGAGAUUUUUUUGAACUAUUCUUAAUAAUCUAAAUCUUAUUAGAAUUAAUGUACUCAAUUAUAUUAAGAUGUUAAAGUUCCUGUGAUAAUAUUUGACAAUAUUUUCGUAUUAUCAAAUGAAAAAAUGUUUGGACCAAGCAAAGAUUGCCUACCAAGAAAAUUGUGACAAAUAAUUUUAGAAUUACUGUGAUAUCAAUAGUGACAUGACAAUAAGUAUUUUAAAUUAGUGUUGUACGUGUAUGUUAGAAAUUUUUGGACCAAGAUAACAAUUUAACCGACCUAUAUGAUAACUUUAUAGUAUUUUAAUUAAUGAACGUAUGUGAUAUUUUACACUUUACGGUUUCUCAACGAGUAUUCAGAAAAAAAAAAGAUCAAUUAAGUAACUAUAGUUACUAAUGACUGAAGAAUACAAAAAUGAACAAUGUAAUAUUGUGAUAUUUCAAAAUUAUUGACCAAACGCUUUUUAUCAAGAACAUUGUUGUAGUUAUUUUAAAAUGUAUCUUCUACUUAAUAAUUUUAUAGCUUAGAUCAAAAUAUGUCUAAGUCAAUCUAAGCUGUUUUAAAUGGCAUAGCCGUACAUGUCAAUUUUUAUUCAUCCUGAAAUGAUGUUAAAACUGUGUUGCCAAUGCUAAGAAAGGGUUGCCAGUUUCUUUAUAAUAAUAGUAAGUAUUUGUAGUAUUUCUUUCAAUAGCUUAUUAUGUACGAUUUUCAAUAGUAAUGUAUUUUAUAAAACAUAUUUGUAUUUUUAUACAACUCCACUGUAAUUUCUUAACCUUAUGCAGUGACAAGAGAGAAAUAUAAGCCAUUUUUUCGCCGUAGCCAUUGUUCAUAAUAUUAAUAAUACAUAACUAUGAUAUAUGAAUGCUACCGAAUCUCCAAAACACGUCAAUUUGUAUAAUUAUCCUGGUAACCCCUUUCGUGAAGGCUCUAAUUUUUUACCUGGCAACACGUAUCGUUUCAAGAUACACUUGCGUUGAUAUACCACAAGUUGUGAUCCCAACUACUCUGUCUACUAACACAAGCACGUUUUAAGAUUAAAUUUAACUUUACCGUUGAUUUUAAACCGAAAUGAAACUUAUUAUAAUGAAGAUUAAAGUUUAUAUUUACUUGGUAACUAAAUGAUUUGCUCAAUCCACUGUUUAUCUUUUACUGAAUAAGCAAUACUCAGUGUAAAGUAUCUUCAUACAUAUAUACUUGUUAGUUGACAUCUAUGUGACAAUAUUACUUCUAGUAGUUGCUGAUGGACCUGUAUAGUGUCACGUCCACACAGGGGCGAGCAGUCAGCCUAAAAUAAUAUAAUAUACCAGCUUAUUUACGUUCCUCUGCUGGACACAGGCCUCUUCCCGUAUUAAGAAGGAUUGAGCAUUGAUCACCACGCUAGCUCACUGCGGGUUGGCGUUUUCAGAUUUCAAUACUCGAAACCCAGUUUCCCUUAGGGUGGGGUUUCCUUCACCGUAUGACAGUGGUGUCUUACUCUGAAAAAGUUAGAUUUGAACAGGUUUUGCUGGUUUUGUGAUCGAACCUACACCUCAUGCAAAAUCAAAGCAUUGCAGUGCAAGGCCAGCAUGACUGAGUAAUGAUUGGUUUAAACAAACCCAAUAUAUCUGAUCGAUCCGAUAGUAUACGUGUAUGACGACAAUUUAUUGUAAAAUGAAAAUGAUAUUCCACGGUAAAGUUAAAUUUAUUCGAAAAGAAACCUUACGUAGACCCAUAUAAAGACGAAAACUAUUAAUUUUUAGUAACAAUUUUAGUUUGUACUAAUUUACAUAAGUUUUAGGGUAAGUAUUUUUCUAUUUUAGCAUAGUUUUAGUGGUCUCAUUACGAGUUUCAUUUAACCCGCUGUAUGGCGGAGAUUUUGAUACCUGAGUUUAAAAAAUAUUUCCUUUAAAUCUCUUAACACAAAGAAAUAACAACCUAAUCACUUUGAUUUACGGGUUAACGGGUUUACGUGAUAAGUCGUUUGAACCCGGCAGCUUUAUUUCGCUUAUCAAAUAUCCCAAAUGUCUACCGCUAACGUUUCUUCUUAAUAACAUAAUGGGUGUUUGUGGUACCUUCGUUGUAUCUGAAUUCCAUAACACAAGUGCUUGAGCAACUUACUUUGGGUUCAAAACAAUGUAUGUGAUGUUGUCCGCAUUUAUUUAUUAUUUAUAAUAGACUCUUGCAUUAGAACAGUAAUGAUUGCUUGUUAAUAAGGGUCGUUUUGAGACAACAUGCCCUUAUAUCUCACUUAAUCUAGAUGUAUACGCAAUUUUUAAACAGUAACUAUAAUACGCGUAUUUAUAGAACAGCGCGAUUAGUUAAAGAUACCGUUUGAGUCCGAAAGUAGUCGGGCAAUCCCGAUACAUAUGCGUGAGUAAUCCGUUGCAUCAUUUAAUAAUAUUACGCUGUCGGGUUCAUGACGAAAUCAAAUAAAAUAUGUCUUUUUUUGUCUAUCCGUCUUUGCAAUCAACCGGUUAAUAUUUUGGUUCUCUGGUCUCUAAUACCCGGUACACAGCGGGUUAAACCCUCGACUGAUGUUUGUAUUUUAAUUUGUUUUUAACUUUUAAUUUCUGUUUAGUAUAUGUGACGUGUUGAUUCAUUGUUUGUGCUUUUUUAUAAUUAAAGUAUUGAUUAAUUUUAUAAAGAGUUUUUAUUUGUGAUCUUGGGUGGUAUGGUGGUGUAUUCUGCUUAGCCUUUUACUAACAACGUUGUCAUUCAUUUUCCGAAAGCUGAUGUUCCCAACUGUCCUGGAUCUUAAAUUAUAAAAGGUGUUGCUUCCAACUGUCCUCGAUAUUUGACAGUAAUUAAAUAACCAGCCUUAUGUCUAGAAUAACCAAAUCCUGCAAGUAUCAAGUUAAAAGCAGGAGAAGGUUUUCCUAGUUUUGCAGUGCCUGACAGGGUCCAUAAUGAACUGUAAACUUAGUAAAAUAUUUGACCAUCUAUGUAACAUGGCCAGCUUUGGAUAGGCUUGAAUUUAGUGUAUUAUUUAACAAACGUUGUUAUUUAUAACAUUAGCCCACCAGAUGGCGCUCACGUCUGCUGAAAGGGGGUGACAACUUGUAGAGAAAGCCGGCUUUUAUAAACAAAUGAAAAACCGAAGCGUUACCCGCAUUACCUAUGUUCAAUGUCUUCCCAAUUCUUAUCCCAUGCUUUUUUGUAAAUCCCAUCCUUUUUCCCAAAAUGAGGACGAAAUCUUUCUGAUUGAAAUCAAAACGUACAUAUUGAGAUGACUGUGAUGAAAAACAAUCCAUUGUAUCAUUGAAUUUGUAUUCAAUUUCUAAUAUUAUUCGCAUUUGCAGCGCUUCGUAUGAUAGAGAUAAUUUGGUUCUGUUACGGUGAAACGGGAUGAAUAGAGGCUUUUUUGGGGUGGAUAGAACCA